UUUAGUAGCUGAUCAUAUCACCACUUCAACACUAACAGAAUUUAGUAACACAUAAGAACAUAAAUGAACUAAAAGAAAACUGUCUGCAUCCAUCUACUAUAUAGCUUUUUGUCCAAGCAUGUGAGGAGGAAGGUAAGACAUAGGGAGUUGGAAGGAUACCAAGCUAUGGUUGUAAAAUUUGUUUCCUUGUGAUGCUAUUUCUUGAAGCUGUUAAAGAUGUCUCACUCUGUUUCUAUGAAACCAUGGAAAACUUUAGGCUGAAGGAAAGACUGGGAUGUGAAACUUCUGAUUAUCAACUUGCUCUUUCCUUGAAAUUGUCCCGUACUGAUUUACGAUCUACAUUGAUGGAGUGUUCCUUGGCAAGAGAAAGGUUUUCAAUGAGCAGUGUUCGUCUUGUCAUGUCAAUCGCUCAAAGAUAUGAUAACAUGGGUGCUGAAAUGACUGAUCAACUCAAAUGUUGUGCAUUCAAAAUUUAGAUAUGCAAAUUUCUUGCACUUGUACAUUGAUGAAUAUAGUUCAAAAUAAAAAUUUGCACCUCUUAAGGAAAAUUCUUUCAUUUUCAUACAAGGAGGCCUUAUUGAACUACUUCAUGGGAUAGAGAAAUUCUAUCCCUCUAAAGGAUACAAAAUCCCAACUUAUGUUUAUUGGUGGAUUCGCCAGACCUACUGUGCAAACUCAAGCCUUUUUACCAGGAGAGGUAGGAAGCCCUCCUUCAGGUCAUGAGCUGCAUGGUGGAUAUAUGCAUAACAUGACAUUGGACAACAGCCACCUCUUCACCGAUAUAACCAGGGGAGAGCAACAGCUGUUCAGUACAAUGAAAGUCAUGUCAUGGUGCAGUCAUCUCAUUCUACCUAUAACGCGGAUAAUCCACUUUCUGCUGCAAGGAAUGGUGCAUCAUGGGGUUUGGAAUAUACCUCGACUUAUAACUAGAAUAAAUACGAAGCUCCCAUCUUGAUGAUAACAAUAAAGAAAACGUGGCUUAUGACUGAUGGGACCUCAAUUUAUGAAAUGCUCAUCCUCAAUCUAGUUUUUUUUUUUGGUUGAUAACUAGA
Molecule: messenger RNA, 1052 nt
Organism: Solanum stenotomum
Lineage: Eukaryota; Viridiplantae; Streptophyta; Magnoliopsida; Solanales; Solanaceae
Exons: 3
Coding region: 638-955 (105 amino acids)
Source: RefSeq, a predicted model, not a curated record